Molecule: messenger RNA, 1360 nt
Organism: Sardina pilchardus (European sardine)
Lineage: Eukaryota; Metazoa; Chordata; Actinopteri; Clupeiformes; Clupeidae
Gene: snx10a
Product: sorting nexin 10a
Exons: 7
Coding region: 171-782 (203 amino acids)
Biological process (GO): vesicle organization; intracellular protein transport; cilium assembly
Cellular component (GO): endosome
Molecular function (GO): phosphatidylinositol phosphate binding
Source: RefSeq, a predicted model, not a curated record
UGCUAGAAGUUUGAGAAGUUGGCAGAGCAGUAUCUCCAAGCCUCUCGUGGGCUUACCUAGUCCAUGAUCAGGAAUUCAUUCAUUCAUUUCUCACGAGUGUAAGGCCCUUCUGGGGCGAAGUGCUCGCUCGCGGCUGGACCAUUGAGCAUAAAAAGUUAAGUGAGUUGCUGAUGGAUGACAUGAUAGACGGCCUGAAAAAGGAGUUCAUCUGUGUGUGCGUUCGAGAUCCACACAGUCACAAAGAGGACUACUGGCACACGCACAUAGACUAUGAGAUCUGCCUAUACACAAACAGCAUGUGCUUCAGGAAGAAAACAUCUUGUGUUCGGCGCCGCUACAGUGAGUUUGUAUGGCUGCGUCAGAGACUACAGGAAAACGAGAUUCUCAUAGACCUUCCCAAACUUCCUCCUUGGAAUCCAUUCUUCAGUUUAAGUAAUACUUGCCAGGUGGCUGAGAGGAUGAAGGGACUGCAGAAGUUCUUGGAGGAUGUACUACAGACCUCCUUGUUCCUGUCGGACAGCCGAGUGCACUUGUUUCUGCAGUCCCAUCUUAACAUCAUGAAGAUUGAUGCAUGUGCCCAAGGACUCACACGCUACACUGUAGAACAAGCAAUCCAGGCCUGCACAUGUGAUCUGUCAAGAUUCCCUUUUGAAGAUGAAGAAGGCAAAAUUGGCUGUGACUCCGACUGUGAAAGCAUCUCGUCUUCUGGUUUGGGUCACAGUAUGGAACCAACGAUGUCUCUUAGCGAAGGUGCGUCUGCCUCUGAUGACCAGGAGGUCUAGUCCAAGGCCAACCCAGAGUAGCUCGUCAGCUGGCUGCAAGCAUGAGGUGGACCAGGGUGCCAUGGUGGACCUGUUCUUGUGUGACCUUGUGUGUUCUUGUGUGACCUUGUGUGGUCAGACAAGUUGGUAAAUGGUCCUGGUUGCUUGCGUACCCUCUCGUUUCCUUAAUUCUUAAUAUGUAGAAUUAUUUGCUGCUGGUAUGUGAUGCUGUCUCAAAAGCCAUGUCAUAGUUUAUUCUGCGUGUUUUGUCAUGGUAAUAACUUUGUCCCUUUUUGCACCCCUUGUGUCCCCCUUUUUUUUUUUUUUAAAGAGAUUUAAUGUCCUCAUUCUUAAUGUUUGAAGACCCAGUAGAGGGCACUUGAAGCUCCUGCUCUUUUUAUUUUGCUCGCAAAGUAUUGUUAAAGGAAUCUGUCUUAAUGUGUUUAUAAAUGAAUGUUUUAACUGCUCAAUGUGCAGGAGCUUCUGAAGAUGAUCGGGAAAAUAAUACAUUUAUUUUUAUCUUAAUUUAAUUUUUGAAAAUAUUUUUAUCGUCACUUAAAUGUGUAUUAUAAAAAUAAAGUGUAUUUAGAAAAAAAAUA